ACAAGCGUUCGGAUUCUGUUCGCUAACUAACCCAAACUAAUCCGACGGCUGAUAUUUGCACGAGUAAAAUUUCGACGGUGAAGAUUCGUAGGCAGGGUCGACGUGCCCGUACGGAUAACUACAUAACUGACACGACGUCGUUUUACGCGGGCUUCAGUUCCUUCAUCAUUUAUUGGGCUCUAUCUUUAUUGGGCCUGGUUUUAGGCCCAUUUAAAGCGCGUGUCUUGGCGCCCGAAUCUGCAAACUGCUGCUGGGGUUUUACUCCGGGAGGUUUAGGAUCAAACGAGAAAUCUUUCCUACUUUCCGAACGAAGACGACGCGUUCUCGGAUCCAGCUUUUGAUUUGCGAUGUACAAUUUCCUGAGAAGAGCUAUCUCCUCUACCGACAGAAGCUCGCUUUCCCGAACCAUUGCUGUUGCUGCAGCUACUUCCGGUCUUUUCUAUGCUAACAACAGUUCCGAUGCAAAAACGAGAUUCUCGCUGUCUUUUCCUGCACCUGUUUGGGAAUCCCUGCGGCAACCUUGGCCGAUUACACAGGACCUGAUUCAUCGCCCGGAUCAAUGGUUGUUUGGAAAUCUCUUUGCAUUUUCUUCUAGAGACAGUCCUCAAUCACCUGCUGCAGAUGAUGAGAAUAGGGUUCCUGUUGAACCUGUUGAUAGUCCAAAUCCUUGUCCUGGAUGUUUGGGCCGAGAUACCAUCGCCAAUGCAGCUGCAAGGGUUGGACCAGCAGUUGUGAAUCUGUCGGUUCCACAGGGUUUUUAUGGGCUCACUUCUGGGAAGAGUAUUGGAUCUGGGACUAUCAUUGACGCUGAUGGCACGAUAUUGACCUGUGCUCAUGUUGUGGUUGAUUUUCAGGGCAUACGUCAAUCGACAAAAGGGAGGGUUGAUGUAACUUUGCAGGAUGGUCGGAUGUUUGAAGGUAUGGUUGUUAAUGCUGAUUUACAAUCUGACAUAGCAUUAGUGAAGAUUAAGUCAAAGACUCCCCUGCCGACUGCCAAACUUGGUUCUUCGAGCAAGCUUCGUCCUGGGGACUGGGUAAUAUCUGUAGGUUGUCCUCUUUCUCUACAGAACACAAUAACUGCUGGUAUUGUCAGUUGUGUUGAUCGCAAAAGCAGUGAUUUGGGUUUAGGAGGCACACGCAGAGAAUAUCUGCAAACAGAUUGUGCGAUCAAUGCGGGAAACUCGGGUGGGCCUCUUGUAAAUAUGGAUGGAGAGGUCGUCGGUGUUAACAUCAUGAAAGUCUUAGCUGCAGAUGGACUUGGGUUUUCAGUGCCAAUUGACUCGGUUUCCAAAAUCAUCGAGCAUUUCAAGAAGAGGGGGAGAGUGGUUCGUCCAUGGCUUGGGUUGAAAAUGCUUGAGCUCAAUGACAUGAUUGUUGCUCAGCUCAAAGAACGAGACCCCACAUUCCCUGAUGUCAACAGAGGUAUUCUCAUCUCCAUGGCAUCUCCUGGAUCUCCAGCGGAUAGAGCUGGAUUCAGACCAGGCGACGUUGUUGUUCAAUUUGAUGGAAAGCCAGUGGAAACCAUCAAAGAGAUCAUCGAGAUAUUGGAUGAUAGGAUUGGGAAACCGAUGAAGGCAGUGGUCAAAAGAUCGAACAACACUCUGGUGACACUGACAGUCAUUCCUGAGGAAGCGAAUCCAGACAUGUGAUGCGAAACCCAUCUUUGUUGCAGAAGGAAUGGUUCAAGUCUCAAGAGGCGCAGAGCUAAUAAGUGGAAAUUGAAAAUUCAUGUUUUUCCAAUGUACAAAGAUAGCUUGGGUUUCUCCGGAUCAAAUACAAAAUUAGAGAACACUGUUCCCAAAUACAAAAUAUGCAUGUAGUGUAUGUAAUAGCAACCACAUCAACUUAUUUCAUGGAAAGCGAAUAAACGA
Molecule: messenger RNA, 1871 nt
Organism: Tarenaya hassleriana
Lineage: Eukaryota; Viridiplantae; Streptophyta; Magnoliopsida; Brassicales; Cleomaceae
Product: putative protease Do-like 14
Exons: 11
Coding region: 348-1649 (433 amino acids)
Biological process (GO): proteolysis
Molecular function (GO): protein binding; serine-type endopeptidase activity
Source: RefSeq, a predicted model, not a curated record